This is a messenger RNA of Aspergillus fijiensis CBS 313.89, 1317 nucleotides long. RefSeq names its product glycoside hydrolase family 71 protein. Bases 1 to 1317 code for a protein of 438 amino acids. Gene Ontology annotation, molecular function: glucan endo-1,3-alpha-glucosidase activity. NCBI's taxonomy places the organism in Eukaryota, Fungi, Ascomycota, Eurotiomycetes, Eurotiales, Aspergillaceae. The transcript has 4 exons. Gene Ontology annotation, biological process: mating projection tip cell wall disassembly. The record is from RefSeq and is a predicted model, not a curated record.
AUGAUCUGGAAUACUUUUCUACAACUGGUCGUCCUUGUGCUAGGCACCCUUCAAGCAGUCUGGGGUUUCCCCACUGUCGAAGUUGAACGCGAUGAGCCCCAGGCCUCAGACCGAUAUGUCUUUGCCCACUUCAUGGUCGGGAUCGUCGAGAACUACCAAGUCGAGGACUGGAUCGCCGACAUGCAAGCGGCGCAAGCGAUCGGCAUCGACGCCUUCGCGCUCAACUGCGCCAGCAUCGACAAGUACACCCCAACCCAACUGGCGCUGGCCUACCAGGCGGCGCAGCAGGUCGGCUUCAAGGUCUUCAUCUCCUUCGACUUCGCGUACUGGACGAACGGCGACACGGCCAAGAUCACCGCCUACAUGCAGCAGUACGCCAGCCACCCGGCGCAGAUGCAGUACCGGGGCGGCGCGGUGGUGAGCACCUUCGUGGGCGACAGCUUCAACUGGGGCCCCGUGAAGCAGGGCACCUCGCAUGCGAUCCACGCGCUCCCGAACCUGCAGGAUCCGGCCGAGGCGUCCAGCAACCGGGCGCGGGCCGCGGACGGCGCGUUCUCGUGGUACGCCUGGCCCACCGACGGCGGCAAUAGCAUCAUCAGGGGUCCAAUGACGACGAUCUGGGAUGAUCGGUACGUCAAGGACUUGGCCGGGACGACUUAUAUGGCGCCCGUCUCGCCCUGGUUCGCCACCCACUUCAACAGCAAGAAUUGGGUCUUCAUCUGCGAGAACCUGCCGACCCUUCGGUGGGAGCAGAUGCUGACUCUCCGGCCCAGUUUGGUCGAGAUCAUCUCGUGGAAUGUUAUAGACUACGGCGAAUCGCACUACAUCGGGCCCUACGCCGCCAACCACAGCGACGACGGGUCCUCCAAGUGGGCCAAGGGCAUGCCGCACGACGCCUGGCGGGACCUGUACCAGCCCUACAUCGCGGCGUACAAGUCCGGGGCCGCCACCCCGCGGAUCGAGAAGGACAGCCUGGUGUACUGGUACCGGCCCACGCCGAAGGGGGUCUCGUGCCCAGAGGACAACCUCGGACCCCCGAACGGGAUCUCUAUGCUCGGGGACAGUAUUUUCGUGGCGACCAUGCUGACGAGCCCCGCGACGCUGACGGUGACCAGUGGGCCGAAUGGCCCCGUGCGCAUCGAGGUGCCCGCGGGGAUCGUGACGUCGAACGUCUCGAUGGGGGUGGGCCCGCAGACGUUCACCGUCAGUCGCAAUGGGCAGACGAUUCUGAGUGGGCAGGGCGGGUUGGCGGUGCAGGGCCAGUGCAACAAGUAUUACAACUUCAACGUGUAUGUGGGGAAGGUUGCGGGGGUUUAA